This is a messenger RNA of Esox lucius (northern pike), 1278 nucleotides long. Its product is annotated as putative olfactory receptor 10D3. The record is from RefSeq and is a predicted model, not a curated record. Bases 1 to 1278 code for a protein of 425 amino acids. Gene Ontology annotation, cellular component: membrane. Gene Ontology annotation, biological process: G protein-coupled receptor signaling pathway. NCBI's taxonomy places the organism in Eukaryota, Metazoa, Chordata, Actinopteri, Esociformes, Esocidae. Gene Ontology annotation, molecular function: olfactory receptor activity; G protein-coupled receptor activity. The transcript is spliced from 5 exons.
AUGAGAGGCCUUCAACGCUGGUUCACCCGCCUCCGUCUGGAUCCGGUGAGCCACCGGCGGCGGCUGGUCGAGGUCCCGAGCUCUCUGGAGUUGGACCUGGCGUUCUGGAGAGACCCGCGCACUCUGUUGUGUGGGAUUCCCAUGGGCAGGGCUGGGGUGACGUGUCAGUCGCGUUCAGUCAGAGGUGUGCGUCCCCCUUCGGAGCGCCACAUCAACUGGCUGGAGUUGGACACGAUCAGACGCAUGUUGCUGCACUUUGCACCGACCCUGAGGGAUCGGGACGUGUUGGUCCCCAGGAUGACGAGUGGCGUCUUCAUCCGACAUUGUGGCGGAGGUCUGGAGACGCUUCGGGAAGGCACAGGUGGAUCUGUUCGCAUCCCGGGAGGUCGCGCACUGCCCCCUGUGACGUUGCCGCAGUGGGAUUUGGCUUUGGUUCUGGAGGCGCUGUGUGAUGCGCCGUUUGAACAGAUUGCUCAUAACAAGCCUCUGCAUACCCCCAUGUAUUUUUUCAUUUGUUUGCUGGCAAUGGUAGACAUAGUCUAUACCAGUGGUAUCAGUGUUACAAUGCUUAAUGUGCUCCUCGGUGAGGAACGAAGAGUGCCUUAUGGGCCCUGCAUGUUGCAGUGCUUUCUAUUUCAUUUGGGUAGCUCUAUGGAGCCCUUUACUAUUGCUCUGAUGGCUUAUGAUCGCCUUAUCGCAAUUGUACACCCUCUUCGAUAUUUGACUAUCUUAACUAACACCAAUGUAUUCUUACUUAUUAUAGCCACUUGGGGAGUAGGCUGCUUAUUUUCUGGUUUUUAUACUGGCUUUCUGAACAGUCUACCCUACUGCACCUCAAAUAAACUACCAUACAGCUUUUGUGAAUAUGCAGCCUUAGUUAGAGCAGCAUGUGUGGAUCCUGCAUAUUAUUUUACAAUAGCCUCUACUUUGGUGACUUCUAUAUUAUGUGUUAAUUUUGGCCUGAUCUUUUUCUCAUACAUGAAGAUAGUUUAUGAAGUGCUGAAAAUGUCCUCCGAAGACAGGAGGAAGGUGUAUAGCACCUGUGUAUCUCACAUAAUAGUGGUGGUUUGCUUCUUUAUUCCCAAGGUGUUGCUUGUUUUCGUCACCAGGUUUGGUUUGGUUCUCACUCUCACUCAAAGAAAUGGACUUAUUAUUGGCUCUACCCUGGGGCCCUCUCUUGUCAACCCAUUUGUGUAUUGUCUCAAAACCAAGGAAAUCCGAGGCCGUUUGAAAAAUAUCUUCAGUAGAUGUAAAAUUACACCAAAUAUAAAUCUGUAA